Messenger RNA from Penicillium manginii, 258 nucleotides. RefSeq lists its product as uncharacterized. The record is from RefSeq and is a predicted model, not a curated record. Bases 1 to 258 code for a protein of 85 amino acids. NCBI's taxonomy places the organism in Eukaryota, Fungi, Ascomycota, Eurotiomycetes, Eurotiales, Aspergillaceae. The transcript has a single exon.
AUGUUUCCCGAUGGACGAUCCCCGUACCCUCGUCAGGAUUCCCAAUUUCAUAUCACCCAAAUUCAAACGCGCUUGAAUAGCUUGCGCGAGUCCAUGGCAGCCUGGAAUGCAGUUCAUGAUAAGCAAAUUUCGGUGCGCUAUCAGGAAGAUGCCCAGUAUGAGCACGCUAUUGGUUUUAUGCGAGCAGAGCAGAAGGUACUGUACCGGACUUCAACCCAAUUCAAAGCGAAAUCAAGCCUCAUCUGGGUUUCGCUGUAG